AUGAGCACCAUCAGCGAUCGCAAUGCGCCGCUCUCUCCAGUGUCUGUAGGCGGCAGCGAGUGGUCCUUCUCCCGAUAUCAGGCCAACGACAACGGAAUCCUCCCUCCUCACGGGAACCUCGUGUCGCCUCCCAACUCUGGAGGUUCCCCUGGGAUCAUGAGCAUGAAUGGCUUCCCCCCGGGGCCUACGAACACCGGCGGCCCGUCACCACCGCCCUCUGUGGGCCGAUCUAGCAAUGGCAUGAACAUGUACGCGCGGAGCGAGGCUGGAGGCGACAACUCGCCCAUUGCCCCGAUAGACGAGAACGUCCUCGGCGAACACUAUGUUGCUCUGCGGGCUUUCCUGCAGCAGCGCGAUCCGAAUUCCAAACAGCAGCCCAACAAGGCCCGCGACAAGCUGCUGCGACUCUCCCCGGUGCAGUUCUUCGAGUUGAGUACGGACGUCUACGAUGAGCUGGUGCGUCGCCAGACAGCAGCACGCAUUCCUCCCAAUGCGCCAAACGUGCCGCCAGGCUUCCUGUUACCAGAGAAGACCUUCCACCCGAAGCGGAACCAGGCUCGCCAGAGAUUGUCAUCACUCGGACCUCCUCGAUUUAGGGAUCUUGCGGCCGAUGUGUUUCACGAGCUGGAGCGCAGGUUUCCGCAAUUCGUGGGCGGCGACAUCCCCCGUAUGGGCAGCUCCAUGUCCAACAGAGGCGGCCCAAUAAAUCGCACAGGGACUCCCGUUAAUGGCGGCGACUACCCGCCGAGGGGACAGAGCCGCGGCCGAAGGCCAUCAAACGCCAGCUCCAUCAGAGGACCGCCGCCGCUUGAUGCGUACGGCGUGCCUCCAUCACCCAGCAUUCCUAAUGGCAACUACGCUCGACCAAUGCCGCGGCACCCUACUCAGAAUAACACCAUUGUCCCUAACAAGAGCACUAUGAUUGAAGAGGAUGACGAUGGCUCUGAUGCUUAUGGAGCUGGAGAUGGAGAAAAUGGAGGAACUUCAGAGGCGGAUAAGAAAGUAAUCGAGGACUACGAGGCAAAGGUGAAGGAUUUGGCUGCCAGGCUCACAAGCAUGGAAGACGCAAUGAAGAAGAAGGAAGAGGAAAUGAACAGUUUGCGAGACAACCAGUCACAAGCCGCAGCCACAGAAGAAGAAAAACAGGAAUGGGCAGAUCUCCGCUCAAACCUCGAGAAUAAACUAACAGAAGCGGAGAGUAUGAGCAACUCACUGAAGCAAGAACUGGAGCGUGUGCGCGAGGAUCACGAACAGGAAACAAAGCAGCUCCGAGAACAGGUACGGCAGAGCAUGAGCCAGAUGUCCUCUACAAGCAUACAUGAGGAUUUGCAACGAGAAAAUGACGAACUGCGACACUCGCUGCAGCAACAGCAGCAAGUGACGGAAGAGGCGCGAGCCGAGGCUCAAGAGUUUUUGCGUGAGAUGCGACAGCUUUCUCUGCAAAGUGGAUCAAAAUACGAAAGACAGGCAGAGCUUGAAAAGACGAUUGCACAACUGGAGCACGAAGUUGGCGAAUGGAGGAACCGCUACGCGAAAACCAAGACUCAGAUCAGAAGCCUUCGAGGCUCUUCCGCUGGAUUCAGCGUAGACGGAGAAUCCACGAAGCUACCAAGCGACAACACCCUGCUGGAUGAGCGUGGCCAGGUCAAGGAUGUCCACGUCACCAAGUACCAGAUGGCCAUCGACGAGCUUUUGCAGAAAGUUCGUGAAGAGAGCCCGGAGACUGUCAUCGAUGCCAUGAAGGGGGUUGUGGUUAGCGUCCGGCGAAUUACGAGAGACCUGGACGAGGCUGCACCACGCGGCAGCGAGGCGGCCCAGCAGCAUGGAAAGCUUAGGGCAAGAAUUUCUGCCACUGCAAACAAUCUGAUCACCGUCUCCAAGAGCUUUGCGACGAGCUCUGGCAUCACGCCAAUCGCCCUUGUCGAUGCUGCAGCGUCUCAUCUCACAGUCGCUAUUGUUGACAUGCUCCGAGCUGUGAAAAUCCGACCAACGCCUCUUGAGGAGUUGGAAGACGAGGAAGACGGGUCUGUAACUCCCAUCGACUCCUCCGGUUUCUUUUCCCCACGCAGCGUUGCUCGAGGAUCAGCAACCCAGGACGGCCUACCUCCUGCUCCUGCUUUCAAAAACCUUGCCAGUAUUAGGGCGAGCAUCGAGUCUUCGGCCUAUAGCCCUGUAAACUCCCCUCGAGAAUCGAUGGCUCCAUAUGCAAAGGGGGUGCCCAAUGGACACAGUGAUGAGCAUAACGACGGCCAGAUCGAAGGUCUCCAGAUCUAUCUUGAAGACCAAAACGCACUGUUAUUAUCCGACGUCCAUAAUCUUGUUGAAUGUAUUCGCGCCAAUGGGAAUAUCCGCCAAAUUUCCAUGGAAAUCGACUCCAUUAGCGAUAUCGUUAGCAACCUUGUCUCGGAGACCCAGAACACCGGCCGCGGUAGCAUGGUGACUCGCCUAAGCAAAUGCCGGGACCACCUUGUCGAAGCAAAACAUCGUGGACAGGACAUGGCAGAUUCAGGAGCUCAUGAACAAGAAUGGGGUAACUGGACCCAGACAUUACCACCCAUUGCUUUCGAGGUUGCUCAAGAAGCCAAGGAGCUUGUUGAUGCCAUAGGAGAGCUGGUAGCAUCAUCACGAGAUGCAGAUGACUUUUCAUGA
Trichoderma gamsii is the source of this 2649-nucleotide messenger RNA. RefSeq lists its product as hypothetical. The record is from RefSeq and is a predicted model, not a curated record. Lineage: Eukaryota; Fungi; Ascomycota; Sordariomycetes; Hypocreales; Hypocreaceae. Gene Ontology annotation, cellular component: cell cortex of growing cell tip; actomyosin contractile ring. Gene Ontology annotation, molecular function: MAP kinase scaffold activity. The coding region runs from base 1 to 2649 and encodes 882 amino acids. The transcript has 3 exons.